ACAAUUUACUAUUCAGUCAAGUGAGAGCUCUUCGCGAACUGGAUAAGUAUCUUGUAAAAAUGAAAACAUUCAUCCUCUUUAUGAUGUUAAUUGACUAUAUCAAUGGGUCUCCAUAUUCUUUUGGAGAAUUUCAACGACAUACAACAACGGAUUCGUACGCAUCAUCAAAAUCUGAUACAAACAUUUUUGCCAUACUCACCGGACUUUGUGAAGAAACGGAAGACAAUAUAUCCCUUAAUUUAUCAUACACAGGAUUACAAAGAAUCCAUGAAAAAUUCAUAAAUAAUUCACACAUAACCUGUUUGAAUCUUUCAAACAACAAUAUUAUUUAUGUUUCACCUACUGCUUUCGAAUUACUUCCAAAUUUGACUUACUUGAAUCUUGCUAAUAAUAGAGUAUCUGUACCUGCAUUUCGUCUUAGUGUCAAAAAUAGUAAAUUAAAAACACUUGUCCUGGACAAUAAUCAUUUUGGAGACCAGAAUUCGAUCUUUAACUUCCACGAUACGUUUUCCAAUAUAGAGCACCUUUAUCUUCGUCAAAAUAGUUUAAACAGUUUUUCCAACACCAAUAUAUUUUUGAAUCUACGACAUUUAUACUUAUCAGACAACAUUAUAAGUUCUGUAGAUAAAAUCAUUGGUGAAAUUCCUCGUUCAACACUAACUUAUCUUUAUUUGGAAAGAAAUUCUAUACGUCAUGUCAAUGGGACAACUCUGUACAAUUUAGAAUAUUUGGCAUUAGAUGGAAACCGAAUUGAAAGUUUAUGUAAUCAGUAUUGUCAUAACUCAUGGUUAUCUUUGAAUCGAAUGACUAAAUUAAAACAUCUUUCUUUGUCAGGUAAUCAGAUAACUGAAAUUGAAUCAGAUUCUUUUCUUGAAACAAGCAAUUUGAUUACUUUAGAUCUUUCUAACAAUCGCAUCACAACAAUUAGAAAGGAUACACUUAAACCAUUAACUAUGCUUGAAGUCUUAUCUCUCAGUGGUAACCGUUUGACGACUUUCCCUGAGUUUUUUCCACUAAUAAAUAUUCAAAAUUUCACUUUAGUAAACAAUAAUCUAGCAAGCAUCCCUACUGAACUGUUUUCAGAUUUUCGAGUUUUAAAGUAUUUGUCAUUGAGUAAUAAUUACAUAUCAAAUGUGGAAAAACGUGCCUUCUUAAAUCUAAUCUCUUUGGAAGAACUAGAUUUAUCGAAUAAUAGAAUUGAAAAUCUUCCGGAAGAAUGGAUGACACCACAAAAUAGGAUCCGAAAUUUGAAUCUCGAAGACAACUAUUUUACAGAUUUUAAAAACUUAUCUCUCGAAAAUGCAGAAUCUUUGGAAAAUAUCUUUCUUCAAAGAAAUGCAAUUGAGGUUUUGAAUGUGGCAUCUUUUUUAAACGUUUCGGAAUAUGUGUCAAUUCAUAUCGAAGAUCAAUCUAAAAGGCGACUGUCCAAUACAAAAAAAGAUGGCUCAAGUUCUGAUAGUACUACAUUUUCUUAUGAAUAUGCAACAUCUAAUAUAAACUAUAGAUAUGAUGAUUAUUAUAAUUAAUCAAGUGAUGUUAAUUACCGUUUCAGAAAUUUAUCACGCAACAAAUAAAAGCACUGGUUACAUUACUCAAAGACGUGUUAAUCGGAAAUGCAGAAUAUUUAGAAAAUAUUUUUUCUUGAAUAAAUUCAAUUAAGAUUUAAAAGAUAGAAUCAGUUUUAUAUCUUUCGGAAUAUGAGUCCAUUAAGUUCUGAAAUAAUCGAUAUAAAUAAGUAUUACGAUAAGUUUAGUUCUAUUUUCUGUCUAGUUGAAUAUUACCUCAUGUUAUUUUAUUUUUACGUAUUGUAGACAAUACAAAA
This is a messenger RNA of Belonocnema kinseyi, 1822 nucleotides long. RefSeq names its product leucine-rich repeat-containing protein 15-like. The record is from RefSeq and is a predicted model, not a curated record. Gene Ontology annotation, molecular function: protein binding. The coding region runs from base 60 to 1526 and encodes 488 amino acids. Lineage: Eukaryota; Metazoa; Arthropoda; Insecta; Hymenoptera; Cynipidae. The transcript has 2 exons.